UUGUGACCUUGACUGGAAAUGACAUGUUAGGGCUAAAUUACACAUUCCAGGUGUACGCUUAUCGCCCCAGGUAUAUACUGUCAGAGUAAAAACAAAAAUGGCGGCAUCCGAAGAACAAAUGAUGUCGUCUGGGGUUGUUGUGUUACAGGAAUUCGUGGAGAUGUUUCAGCUUCCAAAAAUUAGUCAGGUAGUGGGUGGACAAGGGUUAAAAGAUGCCCCGUUCGGUGUGGGAGAGGCGCUAAUGUUGAGGACGCUGGCAGUGGAAAGUGUGGGCUUCAGAUUUUAUGAUGCGGAUGCAGGCUCACGGCGCGAGGUCAGAGUGCCCGUUGACAACAACUUCAAAUUUCAUGUUGUGCAGGACUACAAUUCACCUACUCCAAAGGUUUAUCCGACUGUAGCAGAUUUGUUGGAAGACUGUCCGACAGUUUUCAGGGCGAAUACGGAAGUUAUGACCAAAAAUGGUAGAACAUUGCAAUGUGGGAGUGUAUUGAAAUUUGUUCGGAAAAUACGGUCCAUUAUCGAUAGAAGUCUUUGUUUAGAGUGUAAAGAUUCUGCUGGAACAAAUCAUAGUUUACCAUUGACUUCUCAAGGAAACUUUACGGUUACACACGACCCAUCAUCAUACACUCUACAAGAUAUUAUCUCUCUAGGUGCAGUGGAAAGAACUUUAAGACUUUCUAAUGAAAAUAAGAAAUUUGCUGUCGUCCGGGACAGUCGUAGUACUGAAAAUGACGUCACGAGUCAUUUACCGGUUUACGACAAUGUUCAGACCAAAGAUGCUGCACUGUCACGAAUAACCGGUCUACCUCUUACAUUCAAAGGCAAUAUUUACAUGCAGCGGCCGGAGCUAUUUCUUCUUGCCUCUCCCGCCGAUGAUUUCGAAGUGAGAUGGAAAAUUGCAUUAGAUUCAGGACUACAUUUCACAAUUCCUGAAGAGGAGAAAAAUGUUGACUACGAAGAACCAAUCAAACCAGAAUUAGUGCUAAAACAAUUUGUUGAAGAAUUUGAACAAGAUUUUCCUGUAAUAGCAAGAGUUGGCAGAUGUGAUCAUCUACACGAAAAAUUUCAAAAUUAUUUGACAGAAAACUUAGAGGUGCUUGUUCACCGAGUUGACAAGGUUGAGAAAUUAUUGUGUAGUAUUUCUGAUGAAAAAUUUUGCAUUAGUGAAAGAGUUAAAGGCAGAUUGCGGAAGUCUUUGACGCGGUUUCAGUCACUGUCAGAGCUGAUGUCAAUGGAUUUGACAGAGGAGGAAGUCAAGAUAAAAAUGAUGGAGGACAUAGCAGCCGACGUACCUGUGCAUUUCUCUCUAAAAGCAGGUGAUAUUAUCAUCUUUAAGAAUUUCCAUGUCUUCACAGUGAACGUAAAACUUGGAAAAAAGUCGUACGGGAAAUUUGAAGUUGUUUCUUGUGAAAAAAUUCUUGAAGAUGAAACAAAACAAAAACUGCAGCUACCGUUGGAUCUUGAAGCAGAUUUCAUUAAGCUUCCAAAACUUGGUGAAGAAUCUGGAUUUGACAUUAAUAUGGUUUUCUCGAAAUCUAUCAAUUUACCAUUAACUGUUGAUUUUAUUCCCACGUGUAAUACAGAAAAGUGCUUUCUACCAACCGAUCAAGAUAUGACGAUAGAAAACUUGGUAAUCGAUUCUGUCGCGGUCAUUUCACCAAUGCCUCGUAGAGAAAACGGGCGGGAAUCUGCGCUUAGCGCGCGAUUAAAAUUCUGUCUUUUGCUUCCACUGAGAAGUGACAUAAAUCUAAGAUUAGAGGAGAGGUUGCAAUUUCCACCAAAUUAUUUUAUAUUCCCAAGAAGACACACAUGGAUAGAAGAGGACGUUGAAAAACUGUCGGAGGGUGAAUACGGGUUUUUGACAAAAUAUAACGAUAGUGCGUAUGAGGACUAUUCAUUUCGACAAGCUUUUUCUGAAUGUGAUCUCAAAGGCUAUAAUGAUUCACAAUCUGAAAAAUCGACAAAGAAAAGUAGUAAAAAAUUAAAGAAAAAAGUUCGCUCUGCAACAGAGCUCCAACUAGACAAGAUUGACCUUGAUAAAGUGACCUCUCAAGGUCGAUCGAGAACUGGAAGUGAGAGUGAUCUCGUUACACAUGCUGUCAGACAGGAUAUUGAUGAUGAAAACAUAUACGAGACAUUUGAACCUGGUAAAAGGAGAAAGGAGCGGAGAAAAUCAGAAACAUCACUCAAAAGUCGGAUCAAGAGAAGAGUGUCAAAAAUCUUCUAACAAGCUAGUCUUGAAGGCUCCAAAUAAAAUAUUUAUUUCUAUUUACUCAUUGAUUCCAGAAGUCUGGCAUAUUUGUGGAAUUAUUUUGAUGUACCAACUCACAAAAAUAAAAACAACCGAAACAAAUUA
This is a messenger RNA of Saccostrea echinata, 2356 nucleotides long. RefSeq lists its product as uncharacterized. Bases 98 to 2227 code for a protein of 709 amino acids. The record is from RefSeq and is a predicted model, not a curated record. Lineage: Eukaryota; Metazoa; Mollusca; Bivalvia; Ostreida; Ostreidae. The transcript has 4 exons.